ACGCUACAGGAAGAAGCGAGCCUGGGCUGCCUGUCCUGCCGUUUUCAAGCUCAGCCAAUCCUCAAUGUGCGAGGGGCUUCAGCAUCAUGAUAUUUAACACACCCACCCCGAACAUCCGACCGAGGUAUUUCCUCAAGCGCCUGUCAACGGGCAGACAUCACCUUCACGAGAGCUGGACGAGCGGCAGGAAACGAUGAAACUUUCUCCACAUAUCACAUUUGUCGACGGACGGAAGGAGGUGCGAUGCCACACUUUCUCGAGACCUGCCAGGGCUGCCAUGCGUCUCGUCGCUUUCACCGUUUGAACAGCCUCGAUUCACACCGGAUAAGACGAGCGAAUGAACUUGUACAGCUGUGAAAGGCAUCUCGUGCGCUGUAUGAAAAGCGGCAGAUGUUUUCUUCGCACGCCGAAAUGGACAUCGCGAACGCGCACUUUUCUGGAUAGUCUACUGUAUCCGACGAGGCUUGACUUGUUCGCAUUUCGCAGAUAUCUGCUGCAUACGAGCUAUUAAAUGGUCAAACAGACUAUGAGUGACUGUGUCGCGUCUCGUCAACUGACCGCACGGGAGGAAUUUAAUCGCGAGCGCACGUAAAUAACUGGAUUAUUGUUUGGCAUGGAUGUACACGAGCGCUUCACCGAAUAAACCCUCAUCUCUGCCCUUAAACUGGCACAUGAAAACGGAGACGUUCCAUGCGUUCCCCUCCUAAAAUUGGGAGCCCGUGUUUUAUGUACAGUUGGCGAUGUAGUGCGCUUGCUCACUUUUAUCCCUGACAUUCCAAACAAGUCGUUUCUCGAACGCGAGAGCCUGAAGAUGAUCCUCUUUAGAAAAUUCCGCGUCUUGAUUUUGAUGGUGUUUCUUAUAGCCUGCUCCAUGCACAUUAUGAUAGACUUGUUACCGAAGCUGGAGAGACGGAGCGGUAGCGCGUGCUCGUGCUCACACACACCCAGCGAAGAGCCGCAGAACUGGGCUAAGCAUCGAGCCAAGCCGGGAUCAGAGUCCGGCUGGCCUAAUAAACACACACUCCGAAUACUUCAAGACUUCAGCAACGAGCCCAGCUCCAACCUGACCUCUCACUCGCUGGAAAAGAUGAUGGUCGGUGAGAGAGCCGAGGCUUUGAAGAGAUUUGAGCAGCUGACAGGUGAUGAGAGGAGGCUCGCGACGCGGGACUCUGCCUUCAAGAACGCAGCGGUCAAGGGUUCGAGGCUCUCGGCGCUGUUUGAGCAUCCUUUAUACACCAGGCCAUUGCCUCCUUUAACUGACGAAGACACUUUAUUCAAUGUCAACACUGAUAUACGGUUUGACCCUAAAGCUGCGGAGAAUCCAGAGUGGAAUGGGGAAAGUAAAGAUGGGGAUUAUGCGCCUACGGGUGAGAUGUCUUCAGACUCCUACCCAAACUGGCUCCGCUUCCACAUUGGGAUCAACCGGUAUGAGCUUUACUCCAGGCAUAACCCGGUUAUUGACGCAAUGCUGAAGGAUCUGGUUUCGCAAAGGAUCACCAGUGUUGCAAUGAAAUCUGGAGGCACGCAGCUGAAGCUCAUCAUGACAUUCCAGAACUACGGCCAGGCCCUUUUCAAACCCAUGAAGCAGACACGGGAGCAGGAGACACCACCAGACUUCUUCUACUUCUCUGAUUUCGAGAGGCACAAUGCUGAGAUCGCAGCAUAUCAUCUAGACAGGAUCCUGGAUUUCCGCAGAGUGCCGCCGGUGGCCGGGAGACUAGUUAAUAUGACCAAAGAGAUCCGAGACGUGACCCGUGACAAAAAACUGUGGAGAACUUUCUUCAUUUCACCAGCCAAUAACAUCUGUUUCUACGGUGAAUGUUCGUACUACUGCUCUACUGAACACGCUCUGUGCGGAAAACCUGAUCAGAUCGAAGGGUCUUUAGCAGCUUUUCUGCCUGAUCUUUCCUUGGCAAAACGCAGGACCUGGAGAAACCCCUGGAGAAGAUCCUAUCACAAACGCAAGAAAGCAGAGUGGGAAGUGGAUCCAGAUUAUUGUGAAGAAGUGAAGCAGACGCCGCCGUAUGAUAGUGGCACACGUCUGCUGGACAUCAUGGAUAUGACCAUUUUUGAUUUCCUUAUGGGAAACAUGGAUCGUCAUCAUUAUGAGACGUUUGAAAAGUUUGGGAAUGAAACUUUCAUUAUUCAUCUUGAUAAUGGAAGAGGUUUUGGUAAACAUUCUCAUGAUGAACUUUCCAUUCUGGUGCCUUUGAGUCAAUGCUGCAGAGUGAAGAAGUCCACUCAUUUACGGCUUCAGCUUGUGGCUAAAGAAGAGUUUAAACUGAGCUCUCUGAUGGAGGAAAGUCUCCAGACGGACACACUGUCACCCAUCCUCAUCAGGCCUCAUCUUGAGGCUAUGGACCGCCGGUUGCGUCUGGUGCUACAGGUAUUGGCCGACUGCAUUGAGAAGGAGGGCUACAGUAAUGUAGUGGAGGACGACAUGGGCACAGAGGGCAUGGACACAGGCACAGUCCCGCAGAGGUAGUGGGCACAGGCGUACUCCUCUGAAGCUCCACAGCAGCUCUAGAGACCAUGAACGUUCCGCAAGAGAUGCUCUUGUUGAUCAACUUUUCUGAAUUCAGUGAAUUCCUAAAACUCAUUCCUCAACCAAUGGACCAUGUGGAUAACUAAAGAUACACAGUAAAGAAAGAGAUGGUGUCCUACAGGCUUGUGUUCAUUUGAUCCAGAAAUGCUGGAGUAAUGUCAAAAAAGCUGGUCUUCAUAUGUAACAAGACAGUGUUAUAAGAACAGUGGUUCUAAACUGGGGGAUCCUCACUUAAAAGGGCAUUGUUUCAAUGCAGACAGUCAAACAUAACUAUUAGUAUUUAUUCAUUUUCUUUUCAGCUCAGUCCCUUUAUCAAUCUGAGGGUCGCCACAGCGGAAUGAACCGCCAACUUAUCCAGCACAUUUUACGC
Danio rerio (zebrafish) is the source of this 2915-nucleotide messenger RNA. The record is from RefSeq and is a predicted model, not a curated record. Lineage: Eukaryota; Metazoa; Chordata; Actinopteri; Cypriniformes; Danionidae.